Momordica charantia (bitter melon) is the source of this 1640-nucleotide messenger RNA. RefSeq names its product alpha/beta-Hydrolases superfamily protein. Lineage: Eukaryota; Viridiplantae; Streptophyta; Magnoliopsida; Cucurbitales; Cucurbitaceae. The record is from RefSeq and is a predicted model, not a curated record.
UUCCUUCCCCCUCCCCGCCGGAAAAGCCUCCAUUUUCCCCUUCUUCCCCCCAUCUCCCAAAUUCCGAACCCUAAAACUAAAACCAGAUUUUUUAUUCCUUCUUUUUUUCCCUUCGCUUUGAUUGAUCUCUCCACUUGUUCUAAUACAUUCCCACGCACCGACCCACCACUCGAAGAAUCGGAAAGGCGUUCGCCGUUAGUUGUAAUUUUUUUGAUAUUUUGGGGGAUGUGUGUUUGUUUGAUCUGAGGGCUUUUUCGUUGUUGUGUUGGGCGUCUGAUUUUUGGGGGAGAUGGGGGCGGUGACGUCGUCCAUGGCGGCGAAGUUUGCGUUCUUUCCGCCGAAUCCGCCGUCGUAUGGGGUGGAGGAGGUGGAGGAGGGGAGCGGGAAGCUGGCGAUGACGGGGGUGGCGGCGAGGGGAAACGUCGACAUUUUGAAGCUCAACACGAAAAGGGGAAACCAGGUUGUGGCCAUGUAUGUAAAGAACCAAUCGGCUACUCUAACGUUGCUUUACUCUCAUGGGAACGCGGCUGAUUUGGGUCAGAUGUACGACUUGUUUGUGGAGCUUAGUGCCCAUCUCCGAGUCAACUUGAUGGGGUACGACUAUACGGGAUAUGGUCAAUCUACUGGAAAGCCAAGUGAGCAGAAUACUUAUGCUGACAUUGAAGCUGUCUAUAGAUGCUUGGUGGAGAAAUAUGGGGCAAAGGAGGAAGAUGUUAUCUUAUAUGGGCAAUCUGUUGGCAGUGGACCCACUUUAGAUUUGGCUACUCGUUUACCAAACUUGAGGGCUGUAGUUCUUCACAGUCCAAUCUUAUCAGGUGUUCGAGUCAUGUAUCCAGUGAAGCGAACAUUCUGGUUCGACAUUUAUAAGAAUAUUGACAAAAUACCAUUGGUCAAUUGUCCAGUUCUUGUAAUUCAUGGAACUGAUGACGACGUUGUCGACUGGUCCCAUGGAAAGCAACUCUGGGAUCUUUGUAAAGAGAAGUACGAGCCAUUGUGGAUAAAGGGAGGAAACCAUUGCGACUUGGAGCUGUACCCACAAUACAUAAGACAUCUCAAGAAGUUCAUUUCGGCCAUUGAGAAAUCAAAUCCCAGAAGUGGACCUGGACAAGUCACAAAUCAGCUCGACAUUCCCAGAAACAGCACAGAUUUUAGGGAAAAGGCAAGAUCCAGCACAGAUCAAAGAGAGAAGACCAGAAUGAGUGUUGAUCAGAGAGAUAAGCCGAGGGUCAGCACAGAAUGUAGAGAGAAGGUUAAAGCUGCUAAUGGUAAUGGAGACAAGUCAAGAAAGUUGUUAGAUCGACUGGAGAAAGCGGCAACUGGUGCAGACCAGCCGGAGAAAGCAAGGAACAGUAUCGACCGAUUUGGGGACAUGGUGAGAUCGGUUGGAUUAUGCAAUAUCGAUUGUUUCAAACCCACGGCAACACAUGUAUAGCGGAGCGGUCACUUGAGUCGAGUCGAGUCGAGGCUUAAUUCUUCGCUAAGUGUUAAAUUAUUUGUUGGUUGUUUGGUCGAAACGGUCUAAAAUGGUUGGUUUGCCAUUGGAAAGUAAAGGUAGGAAAUUGAUUUAACCAGGAAGUAUUGUGUAUCUCAUUUAUGCUCUCAACUAAUAAAUCUAACCCCCUCGCCCUUCUUUCAAAGUA